GCAGUCAUGUAAGUAUUUUACAGUAUUAGUCCUGUAGAGAGCGGUAGAUCGUUUUAUUAAAUUGUUUUAUGCGUUCCCUGUGGUACUGUACAUAAGUGGGACCGGGGAGGGAGGAGCGAUUGUAGUAUUUCUCUUCAUUUCAAAUCCCUGUCGUGGCAGCACUGGUAAGCCAGAGGACUUUUCUCCCCUUAAAACUAAGGGGAAAACCCACCAGCGAGAGCCUAGUGCACGUCCUAAAGAGCAAACGGAGGACUUUGGGAGGAGGAACCAGUAGUUUGAAGGCACGCUGCGGUGGUAUCGGCUCGCUGUGUGCACUAGUGUCUCCACACUUGCACUUGGAUACACGAAGCAGGACGUUUUCACUGAUCUGCGACUCGCAGGAACCCCGUGAUCUCCCUGAAACCCGCCAAACGUUCACACGGACGGCGGCUUACAGUUCCAGAAGACCCAGGCCUGGUGAAAGCAUUAACCAAAAACAAAGCCCAACAGGACACUGACCUCAUCACAUAUUGCUGCAUUAUCACUGGUCAUCUGAGUUGGAGAGUGAGGCGGGCUUGGUUUGCGAGUGUCGCUCCGCAGAGCCGUCCGAUGACUAUCUGACUCAUCACAACCCGCGAAUGACAGGCGUGCAUUCGAAGGUGGGGCCCGCCUCAGUCUCACAUGAUUGGCUGCUGGAUGGAAAUAAGGUGAAUGGAACACAUGCCCAAGGAGCAGGACCCAAACCAAUCAGAGGGAGAAGAGAAACGGUGGCUCGAUGGCCCGAAAAGAAAGAGAAAGAACAGCCAGUGUUCGGUGAAGAGCAUGUCUGGGUACAUCCCCAGCUAUCUGGAUAAGGAUGAGCCGUGUGUGGUGUGCGGAGACAAAGCUACCGGCUAUCACUACCGCUGCAUCACCUGCGAGGGCUGUAAGGGAUUCUUCAGGCGCACCAUCCAGAAGAACCUCCACCCCUCUUACUCAUGUAAGUACGAUGGCUGCUGCAUCAUCGACAAGAUCACCCGCAACCAGUGCCAGCUGUGCCGCUUCAAGAAAUGCAUCGCCGUGGGCAUGGCCAUGGAUCUGGUUCUGGAUGACUCCAAGCGGGUUGCAAAGCGGCGAUUGAUUGAGGAGAACCGUGAGAAGCGGAAGAAGGAGGAGAUGGUCAAAUCCCUGAAGACUCGACCAGAACCCACCAGCUCAGAGUGGGAGCUGAUCCGUAUGGUGACAGAAGCUCACCGCCACACCAAUGCACAGGGCUCUCACUGGAAACAGAAACGCAAGUUCCUGCCGGAGGACAUCGGACAGUCUCCAGUGGCCCCCACAUCAGAUGGGGACAAAGUGGAUUUGGAGGCCUUCAGCGAGUUUACCAAGAUCAUCACCCCAGCCAUCACACGUGUUGUUGACUUUGCCAAAAAACUGCCCAUGUUUUCGGAGCUGCCUUGUGAGGAUCAGAUCAUCUUGCUGAAGGGCUGCUGUAUGGAGAUUAUGUCUCUACGUGCUGCGGUUCGGUAUGACCCGGAAAGCGAGACCUUGACGCUGAAUGGAGAGAUGGCUGUUAAACGAGAGCAGCUAAAGAACGGAGGGCUGGGCGUUGUGUCUGAUGCCAUCUUUGACUUAGGCAAGAGUCUGGCACAGUUCAACCUGGAUGACACAGAGGUGGCCCUACUCCAGGCCGUACUGCUUAUGAGCUCAGAUCGAACAGGCUUGACAUGCGUGGAGAAGAUUGAGAAGUGCCAGGAGAUGUACCUCCUAGCGUUCGAACACUACAUCAACUAUCGCAAGCACAACAUUCCUCAUUUCUGGCCCAAGCUGCUGAUGAAGGUGACGGACUUGCGCAUGAUCGGAGCCUGCCACGCCAGCCGCUUCCUGCACAUGAAGGUGGAAUGCCCCACUGAACUCUUUCCCCCACUUUUCCUGGAGGUCUUUGAGGAUCAGGACGUGUGACAUCCCAGCGAGCCACAGCAGGAGAAUCAACAACGUUUUGUAACCCGUUUUCCUCUACCCGUCUCACCCCCCUCCACGCACCAAACUCACCAGCAGCAGCUGCAUUGGCAGGGGUCAUCUUCAGAAAGGCUUUCAUACAGGGGGGUUUAAGUCGAAAAAAAAAAUUGUUUCGUUUUUUCACAGAAAACUCAGCCCUCCCACAUCUACUAAAUUCCCCACGUGUGGCCCUUCUGUCUCGGCAUGAUGUCUUAUACUGGUUUACCAACACCUUAGACACAGAAUAUACAUCUACAGACACACACACACACACUCCUGUAAGUGUGCUUACAGAUGCAGUACUCCAAUGAGCUUGUAUGCAUUUGUACACGUACAGACUGCACUACUGUCACGCCACCACUGGGGGUGCCCUCUGCUAAGACUGGAUGGCAGCUGGCAUAUAGAUUCCUCCGCCAGGUCGUGAAGUGGUCAGUUCAUUUGGUUGAUUGAAAUCUCGGCGUUCUCCUGAGAUUGACCCUCGGCAUCUCAAGCUCUACGCUAGCAUGGACCUUCUUUAACAAGACCACAUGAUUUCUCUUCGAUAUUGAGCCUGUGUGUGUGGAGCGGGAGGAAUUUUCUGAACCAAAUCAGGUGCUAUAUUUAAAUAAAGCUACUCGAAAUGAUUUGGGACUUUUCAAGAAUAUAUGUCCCUCCGUACUCAGUAGGACACGGACCGUUGAAAGCUCUCGGUCGCCUUUUUAGUGCUCAUUCAGGGGUGCCACUCUGCGACUCUAUGUGUGGUUCAUCCAUGGCAUUGUCUGGGCUUAGUUGUGGACUCUUUGAGUCCCUCUUUGUCCCAGGAAUGUCACGCAGAGAGAUGAAAAUCCAGGCGCCCCUACACUUCCAAGCCGCACUGAUUUGUGUUUUACAAGUGUCGAGAGGGAGCCAGUAUUACCAUACUCCCAGACCCAUCACACACACACACACAAACGUACUAAAACAAACACCUCAAAACUCGAAUGCCUCAUUUUUACUGUAUGCACUGCAGUGCUGUAGUUCUGGACUCCCAUGCAGGGCUUUGAGAGUUCAGUCCAGCCCAUCUGUGUUCCGCUCAGAUGCUACUGUUGCCCGGUCUGUGCGAACACAUGCGCACACUCCUGUCGGGCCAUGGCGGACUGGCUGUUGUUGAUGUUUUUUGUUUGUUGUUUUCGUUUUACCUCAAAUGUGGGCACACCUCCGGCUGGCUGUGGCGCCUAGACUGCCUCUGUGCUGACAGGUUCUACCUCACCUCUGGACACAGGGCAGCUACCCUCAGCCACACACACACACACACACAUUUACACACACUUGUAUUCACACACACUAACAGCCAGGAUAGAAACAGUUGCAGACACAGUUUCUUCUCAGUUAUGUUGAAAUACCACUGUAGACAGGAGGGCCUGCCAUUCCUCAUCAUUGCCUGUCAGAUUUCUCCAAGGCCUCUUCACUCUGGGCUUAGAGAAAAAACUAUUCUGGAUGGGCUUUUUUUUUUGUUUUGUUUCUUUACGUGUGGGACCAAGUGUCACAAGUGUAGUUUUUCAGCAGACGGCAAACUACAUCCCGCUGACUACAAAGAGGAGUCGCGGAGAGAACUUUAGAUGAAGGACCCGAGCUGGUCAGUCCUGAGCCGAAUGGGUCUACCGCUGUUUCCUUCUUUCAAUACCAAGCAGUAAUUUGCAAAGUGGAGCUUGGAGUCGGCUGGUUUCUUCAUGGUGGGGCAGGGGAAGUAAGGAAGCUAGCAGUUGAAUGAUAGCACUUAGUUUUGAAAGAACCAAAUAUUCAGAAACGAUUCAACCCCGGGCACCUUUCAAGGAGUUUUUGCACUAAGGCAUGAUGGGUCCCACCUUGCAGCUCCUCCAGUUCAGUCGCAUGUUUUCCAAGGACACGACCCCAACCUCUCUGUCAAACAGAGGCCACACCUUCAUGUGCUCCUGAGCACACCAUCAGAGUCAGUAUUAAAUCAAGCAAUGUCCUCAAAAAACGAUGAAACACUCAUUUACGAAUAGACCUCCGUGUCCCCGCCCCUCGAAGCCUAAAGUGGCUUGAGACUAACACCCAACUGAAAUGGGCCUUUCCUUUGUGAGACAAAGGAGCAGCCGAGCCAUGCAAAGAAUGGCAGCACCGAAUGAAUGUGAACGAGGAGCAGCAGAAUGAAAGAGCCAGGACGAGGAGUUGCUCUAUAACGAGGUUGUGAAGGAAGUCAGCCAAUCAGAAUGAGAGGAAAUGUGAGCAUUCCGUGAUCACCCUGCAUGGAGUUCCACCUUGGAAUAGGAGUGACGCAGCAGUGGACCCCGAUUGGCUGCUCGAGUGAACGCAAAGGGUUUCGAUGCUGCUUUACUUUUUAAUUUUUUUUGAGAGAGAUAGAAUAAGAAAAAAAAAACCGAAAUGAUAAAAUAAUUACAAACCCAGAAAACAAAUAAAAAAUGACUCCAGAACAAAGAGUUCAAAUCUCGGAGCUUGAGCUGUUUGUUAUUAUUUCUUUUUGUUUUGAACUGAAAUGUGUGUGUUCGUUUUCAAUGCUUAACUGCUCUAUGUAAGAGAGAAAAACAACAGCCGUAGUCACUUUUUGACCAUGCGUGCAGUGUAAACUAGAGAAUUUCUCCUUUUUCACCUCACUAUAGUUUGUAAUGAUAAGUCGACUGCUCUGUUUGUUUGUGUAUCUGUCCAUCGUCUUUUUAUCAAGAGGACAAGAAACAGGAAUAUUUUCUUUUUUAUAUUUUGUUUUCUUUUUUUUGUAUCAAAGAAGACCUAGAAGAAAAAAAAAAAACAUGAGAAAUAAUGCAAAAGAAACUGAAAAAAAAAAAACUGAAACACAAUCUACUCAUACCUCACACAACACAAAGCUUAAAUGAACUUGGGAGGAGUGCUUCUCUGCGUGGCACUUGUGUCAAAUGCGUCCGGUGCAUGUGUUGAACUGUACGAUGGGGUGUAUGUGCGCAUGAGCGUUCAUGUGAUCGCGGAAGCACGCGGCCUCCUCCUUUGGCCUCGAAAGCCCAUCUGUUUCAGAUUUGCACCAGUUGCAUGCAUUAGCCUCCGUUUGCGAAUGGUGUCACCGUUGCUGAUGCGAUGGGCCAUGAUGGAAGCGGACGGGAUGCGGUGUGGCUGGAAGGCUGGAAAGGGAGUCGUGUGCAUCCGUGACAGCAGAGAGCGCUUUGUGGUAUUGAAUGUAGCUGACAGGACUGGGCUGGAACCGAGCCCGGGAACUAGAACCUCACUUCAGGUCACCAGCAAGAGUGGACAGUGCUGUCAAAAUGAUGUUACACAAACAGCUUACUAAGCGCAUAUUGCCCACCUUCAAGGUGCAAUACUUGUGUUUUGUUUUGUUUCGUUCUUCUUUUUUGUACUUUUACCAGUUUUUUGGCCAUAACCAAGGAUGUAAAUACAAAACGAAAAGAUAUUGAAAGAUUAAAUCACUAUGUGUUAACCAUAUGCAACCGUCACAUACUGGAUGUCGACGCCAGAACGCAGCCGGCUGAUCCCAGUGUUUUUGUAAAGUGAAUCUGCUUACGUAGUUCUGUAAAUGCUUCACACAUCUGUACGUGUGCUUUGGUGCACUCGCAAACGUGCAUGUUCAAUACAAAUAUGAAGAAAAAGUGCCCCAUGAAAUUAUCAAUCUAACCCUGUGCCUCCGCAACCCUCUGCCCCACACUCAAACUGCUCUUUCCGACUGGGUAGUUAGACGUACAUUUGUUCGCUAGGUCAGAUUGCUGGUAGAGACGUACAAUAGGUGGGUAAAGUCUGGUACCCAGAAGCACUUAGCUGGCCUCACUUCUGCCAUUCAGUUUCCUCAGAGGAGAACAGUAGAUACUGGUUUUGUUUAGUUUUGGUGGUGGUGUAGUUUCGUUUUUCGCGUUUUUUUUUUUUUUUACCAAAUUUUGUGCUAUCUUUUUUUCUUCUUUAGAAAAAGACAAAAAACGCCCAGAAGCAAGAAUGUCUAUGCAAUGCUAAACCCUAUGAUAGCAUGAUGACUGUGCUAUUGAUCGCUGAUUAGCAGGCAUGCCUCUAAACACCCCACCCCCCCAGAGCCCCACCCACCACAACUGCAUGAGCCUCAGUCAGUUUGUCUUUUCAUUAGUCAGUGUAAAAGUCAAGGAAAGGAUAACCCUAACUGCUGCCUGGGACCUGCUUUGUCAAUCCUCACGAACAUUUGAGGGCGCUAGUUCAACUUUCCACUCAUCUCCAGUGAUGUCAUCUGCUGUCGAGGGACUGCAUUUGUGUUUCUAUGUAUGUGUUUGCGUCGAAUGCUCUCAUGGUUUGGUGGAUUGGUACUACCUAUUAGAAAACAAAAUGGCAUUUCAUAGGUUCAGAAUCAAAAUUUAUUUUGUAGAGACCGACCCAAAACAUUUUUUGAGUUGAAAUUCUUUUCCCUCUCAGCUGUGAUACUGAAUCUCAGACCAAACUCAGUCAGAUUUAGAGCUGAAGUGUGCCAUUUCUUUCUUAAUAUGCAAAAUAAACUACUUUAUAUGUUAAUAUACCUGAUUACUACACAGAGAUUAUUAUAAGUAAGACAUUUAUUGGCUGAUUUCACCAACAACAAAAAAAUGUAACACCAAGGUUGCCAGGUUUUCACUGCAAAACUGCCCAAUUGCUACUCAAAACUAGCCCAAAAUAAACCCAAUCCCCCAGUAAAAAUUGUGUUCUGGGGGGUAAAAAACAGAUUUUUUGAUAGGAUUCCCCUGGUAAAAGUUGCAUUUCAGGAGCUAAAUAUCAUUUUAUUGGGGUUACUUCAACCCACAGACAUGGAAAACAUCCCGCGGCAACACUGUCACUGAGGCACUAUCAGAACAUUUCACAAGCCUGGCAAGAUCUCAACCAAUGGUGUGAUUUUGAGGCGGGGCUAUCGGUUUCAUCUAGCCAAUAGCAGAAGAGGGGGGUAUUUUGGAAACAUGCAGUUCCAUUUAAAGACACUAGUGGUGCAGAAACCGCACACUUCAGCUUUAACACAGUAUGCGAAAGCUUAAAUGAACAAAAGACAUAAAGAAGCAUGCUAUUUUUGAAAUUUAUGUUUGAUUGGCUGCCCUCACCACUGUGAUGUCAACGCCCUCAUUUUCUCUGUUUCCUUUGAAUGUAUCUUAAUUUGAUUAGACUGUGUUUGUGAAUAUGAACUAGUGCUCAUGUGCAAAAUGCACCCAGCCAUGAGAGUGUGAACAGAGAGCGGGGAUGAUGUCCAUACCACAGCUGUUUUAAAUGAGACUGGAAAGGAAAGCUAUUGAAGGAUUCUCUCAGGUAUCAACAAAAGAAAAAAAAAGACAAAAAAAAAAGGAAAUAUAACAAACUUGUUUUUAAAUAAAUAUUGUAAAAUUCC
This is a messenger RNA of Carassius auratus (goldfish), 7240 nucleotides long. Its product is annotated as thyroid hormone receptor alpha. The record is from RefSeq and is a predicted model, not a curated record. The transcript is spliced from 10 exons. Gene Ontology annotation, biological process: positive regulation of transcription by RNA polymerase II; thyroid hormone receptor signaling pathway; cell differentiation. Lineage: Eukaryota; Metazoa; Chordata; Actinopteri; Cypriniformes; Cyprinidae. The coding region runs from base 691 to 1920 and encodes 409 amino acids. Gene Ontology annotation, cellular component: RNA polymerase II transcription regulator complex. Gene Ontology annotation, molecular function: nuclear receptor activity; zinc ion binding; RNA polymerase II cis-regulatory region sequence-specific DNA binding.